GACUGUCGCCGCCCCUGCGCCGGCCCUACCUGAUCGUGGGCCUCGAGGGCCAAGAGUUCCUGGCCGACGACCUCCAGAGCAGCCAGCCCGCGCGGUUCACCUUCGAGGUGUCGCGGCUGCAGAGCAACUUGCAGAUCUACUGCUACAGCGACGGCGCGACUGGUGGCACGGGGCCAGUGGGGCGCAUCCUGGUGCCGCUGUCGGAGGUCGUCUGGCCAGCUGGGAGCCCAGUGGGCGCGGCAGACUUCCAGCGGGGCAUGGACUCCAAGGCGACGUUCCAGCGGAGGCUCUGCGCGUGCUUGCUGCCCGUCUCCGAGCACGGCGACGGCUACGGCCUGGCAGGAUUCAGCGACCGUUUCGGGCCCGACGCCGCAGCCGGAGGCACACUCGGCAGCAUCACGCUGACGGUGGAGGUCACGCUGGCCCCCGAGGUCAGGUCCCUCGUCGGCCUCUGCGCCUCGUCGAUCACCGCGGGCGCCAGGGCCGUCGCCAAGGCCGGCGGCGACACCGACUUCAGGGAGGUCGCCCGCAAGGCCGAGGAGGGCAGCAGCCCGCCGUCCUUCCGGGAGGAGCUGACCAGCCUGCGCGGCUCGAUGUUGCGGCUGAGGCACUACUGCUCCAG
Messenger RNA from Prorocentrum cordatum, 622 nucleotides. The record is from the annotation of a GenBank genome assembly. NCBI's taxonomy places the organism in Eukaryota, Dinophyceae, Prorocentrales, Prorocentraceae.